Molecule: messenger RNA, 2482 nt
Organism: Neodiprion fabricii
Lineage: Eukaryota; Metazoa; Arthropoda; Insecta; Hymenoptera; Diprionidae
Exons: 10
Coding region: 1113-1904 (263 amino acids)
Source: RefSeq, a predicted model, not a curated record
GAGGGUCAACGACGGCGGAAUUUUGUUUUUUAUGCUUCAUUCAUUCGACUUACAGUGUUUGUAAUGUGUACCUGUUGUAAGUGUGGAUCGACGUCGUCAAUUAUUCAAAAUGUGUCUUGACCAGUAACGAGACUGCACGGAAUUGUGGAAAUCUUUCUACGCGAAGAGAUUAGAUUACUUUUCAUUUGAGUUCCGGCGGUUGAAAGAGAAACUCUCCGAAUUCGAGGUGUAAAGCUUUGACUCAAAGCCACGUGGUUCCGAGCUCCGUGCAAGCCUUCCGUUCAAGACGAGGCGGGUGGCUUUGUAACGCCGAGUGAUAUCGGACUUACUAUUUUAUUUUGGUAUUUACGAAUCGCGCUGUUUGCUUUAGAUUAAGGCUAAGAAAAUCCCGAGUGCUUCUUCCAGAAAUACUCAGACCAAAUGUCGGUUUCGGUACGUGAAAUCCGGCUCGCACUUCCACGUCUGGGUUUGAAUGAAAUUCGGAAUCGCUGUGGGAAAAUUGGAAGGUUAACAAAUUGAAAAACAUUCCACAACGUAUUUGCACGAACAACUUGAUGAUUAGAUUAAUUGAAUCCCACGAAUUCCCAGCAGAGGAUGAGCAGAAAGUAAUUUUCAAAAAGCACAGGGAUUGGAUUAUGCGUUAAUGAAACAGCACAACAAAGUGUUAUCAUUGUAACAGUAAAGCGGAAUAAACAUAAUUGUCUAUGAUAAUGAUAAUGACAAUUACGAGAAUAACAGUACCAGCAAUAAAAACGAUGAUAUGAAUUUGUAUACAGGGUCUUAAGUAUCACCGCGAGUCAUGAAAUUUAAUCAGGGUUUAAAGGCCGGUGUAUAAAGCUCUGUACGGAGGAGGGAUUCCAUUUUAUUAAAGUGUGUGUGUACCGGUGAAGGUAUCGAAUGUUAUCGAUGCAUUUUUAGAAAUAAUCAGUUUUCCGUUAAACGAAACGUGCACAAGCAAACUGCAGUGCGUGCUUCGGAUUCUGUAAUCUUGUGGAAUGAGUUGAAAAUCGCUCAGCCCUCGCAGAAACUAGAGUGACUAACGUGGUUGUUAAAGAGACAGCAAGUAAAGCUCGUAGAAAAAGCUAAAAAGUCACAAGAGUGUCAUCUCAAAAAUGGAUUUCACCUUCGUUCUCUUCAUCAUUCUGCUCAGACAUCAAGCCGACGCUGUCAAGCUUCUCCAUAUCCACGUACCACCUUAUACUAUCAAGGGGGAAAAUGCGAUUCUUCAUUGCAGAUACGACUUGGGCCUAGACAAACUCUACUCAGUGACGUGGUACAAGGACCACGAAGAGUUCUACAGAUACGUGCCCCGGUCCAAUCCAACCCAGCACAGUUAUCUCGUCGACGGGGUUAAAGUUGACGCGCACAUGUCGGACAGCCAGCAGGUCUUCUUGAGGCACGUAAGCUUACGCACGAGUGGACUCUACAGAUGUGAAGUGAGCGCAGAGGCGCCGAGCUUCACUUCCGUUCAUGGCGACGGCCACAUGGAAGUUAUUUCGCUCCCUCAAGAGGAUCCGCAGAUCACGGGGGAGGAAAAAGUCUAUGCCAGUGGGGAUAUCCUGGCGCUAAAUUGUACGAGUAGCAAAUCCUUUCCACCAGCACGGCUCAAGUGGUUUAUCAACGGCGUUCCGGCACGCUCGGACUACGAGGCGCUGAUACAACAGCACGGUUUGGUUUCGUCCGUGUCGGGUCUUCGUCUGGAAGUUGGACCGCAUCACCUCACGGAGGGAAAAAUAAACGUGAGGUGUGAGGCGACAGUGCAAUCAAGUCGUCCAAUCAAGGAGCCGCUGAUUGAUUAUCGAAAGGCGCAAGUAUUCGUUCAGGGCAGCGCGUAUCUCCCGAGGCCAUGCUUGAUGUUGCUGGUUGGAUUUUUGACGGUCACUCGGCUACUUGCGCUUUCGUAAAUUCGGAAUGCGAGUACGGUGAGGAAGAACAUGAAGAAGAAAAAAUUCGUGACUAAAGACAAUCAGAGCAGCUGCGAAAAAUCAAAGUGGAUAAUCAUAGAGCUGCGGUCAGGUUAAUAUAUCAAUAAUUAUAUGUAUAUGUAUAUAUAUAUAUAUAAAACAUAUAUAUACGAAGUGUACAGAAAGUACGUGUGCAAUGUGGAUAGUUGAAUCGUCAUAUCAGUUUUGUAAUUAAUUAUAGUUAACGGUAUUCCUGUUCGAUCUAAACGAAGAGUAAACGUCGUGCUUUUCCUGAAUUAUACGGGGCUUGACUUGGAAAAUUUCUACCAUGAAUCCGGUAGGAUAAUUCAUCCGAAUUUGUUCAAAUACUUCCGUAAAACGUGUUUUGUAUUGUUGUAGGUUAUAAUCUUAUAACCGGACUGAACAUGAUAAAGCUUUUUGACAAAACAAAGCUGUGAAAUACAGAUAAGGAAAUAAGUGGACGAAUUGUGAUGAUUUUUUAUGUCUUGAAAUUUUUGUCACAACAAUGCUUGAAAAAAACGACAGACACUGUAAAAAAAGAAAUUGUACUAAUAAUA